UAUAAACCCUUUUCCAUUUAUAUUCCUUCUUCUUUAGAUUCUCUGCAACUUCUUGUUUUUCUCUUUCGCAUUUUCACAUAGUAACAAUGGAAGGUGGAGACCCAAUGCUAACCCUAGAAAACCCUUUGACGUCGUCCUUUGAAAAAACCCUAAUGAUGAUGGCUCCAUUAUCCGGCGGAAACGAGGGGGCGUCUUCUUCUUUUUCUCCGGUGAACUUUCCGGCGCCAGCGCCGGAGAACGUCGGAGGAGGAGCGGGUGUGAAGAGUAACAAAGGGAAAGGGAAGGGAUCGGCGGCGACCCCGAGGAUCGCGUUUCAUACGAGGAGUGUUGAUGAUGUUCUUGACGACGGUUAUCGAUGGCGAAAAUAUGGUCAGAAAUCUGUCAAGAACAACGCUCAUCCCAGGAGUUAUUACAGAUGUACGUACCAGACAUGCAACGUGAAGAAACAAGUGCAGAGAGAGGCAAAAGACCCAAGCAUCAUCGUGACGACUUACGAAGGAAUUCACAAUCACCCUUGCGAGAAGCUCAUGGAGACUCUCUCUCCUCUUCUCCGCCAGCUUCAGUUCCUCUCCAGGGUUUUCUGAUGAUUUUCUUUCUUAUUAAUCCCUCCUGUAAUUUGUAAUUAAUCAAACCUUCCUUAAAAUGUGCUUCUUAAUCAAUUACUCAGACAGAACUGUACAUAAACAAGCUUACAGAUCAUUUAAUGUAAUGUAACAAUUGUUGUAAGAUUCAUUUCUUUCGCUGUCAUGUCUCUAAACAAGUGAGGAAAGUUAUAUAAUUUUGGAGCAAUUACGGAGACGAAUUUGUUCUGAAAAUAAAACACAUGUUUAAACAAAAUAACAUGAUAAAUAAUUAUAAUCAUUACCGAAAC
This is a messenger RNA of Tarenaya hassleriana, 871 nucleotides long. Its product is annotated as probable WRKY transcription factor 56. Gene Ontology annotation, biological process: regulation of DNA-templated transcription. Lineage: Eukaryota; Viridiplantae; Streptophyta; Magnoliopsida; Brassicales; Cleomaceae. The transcript has 2 exons. Bases 87 to 584 code for a protein of 165 amino acids. The record is from RefSeq and is a predicted model, not a curated record. Gene Ontology annotation, molecular function: DNA-binding transcription factor activity; sequence-specific DNA binding.